UCAUUGUUUUAAUACAAAAUGUCUACUUGGCCUCAUUUUGGUACCAAUGCUAUACACGUUGGACAGGACCCAGAACAAUGGAACUGUAAAGCAAUAGUACCGCCAAUAUUCACCUGCACCACUUAUAAACAAGAUGAACCAGGAAAACCACCCAUGCAUGAUUACAUUAGGGAUGGUAAUCCAACUAGAACUGCAUUAGAGAAGUCACUGGCAGCUUGUGAAGGAGCACAAUAUGCUCAUACAUUCAGUUCUGGUAUGUCAGCAGUAUCAACAGUGAUGCAGGCUUUACUAAAAUCAGGAGACCACAUUGUAUCAGUUAAUGAUGUGUAUGGAGGAGUGAACAGGUUCUUUAGGAAAAUAGCCAGUAACUUCAAUAUCAGUGUCACACUGGUUGAUGCUACUGAUACUAGUAAUGUACUGAAUGCUAUUAAGGAUAAUACUAAGAUGUCUACUUGGCCUCAUUUUGGUACCAAUGCUAUACACGUUGGACAGGACCCAGAACAAUGGAACUGUAAAGCAAUAGUACCGCCAAUAUUCACCUGCACCACUUAUAAACAAGAUGAACCAGGAAAACCACCUAUGCAUGAUUACAUUAGGGAUGGUAAUCCAACUAGAACUGCAUUAGAGAAGUCACUGGCAGCUUGUGAAGGAGCACAAUAUGCUCAUACAUUCAGUUCUGGUAUGUCAGCAGUAUCAACAGUGAUGCAGGCUUUACUAAAAUCAGGAGACCACAUUGUAUCAGUUAAUGAUGUGUAUGGAGGAGUGAACAGGUUCUUUAGGAAAAUAGCCAGUAACUUCAAUAUCAGUGUCACACUGGUUGAUGCUACUGAUACUAGUAAUGUACUGAAUGCUAUUAAGGAUAAUACUAAGCUGGUAUGGAUGGAGUCUCCCACUAAUCCUACACUGACUGUCAUUGACAUUGCAGCUGUUUCUGAGAUUGCACACAAGAAGAUACCGCCCACAAAAACUAAUUAGAUUAAAUUGACCCCGCCCCUUUAGAGAUGCACUGUCGUGGUUGAUAAUACAUUCUUGACUCCGUAUUUUCAACGUCCUUUGUCAUUGGGGGCUGACUUGGUCCUUCAUUCAAUGACUAAAUAUUUGAAUGGAUACUGUGAUGUGUUGAUGGGCAAUGAUAAGGAGAUUCAUGAAAAAUUGAAAUUCCUACAAUUAGCUGUCGGUGCUAUUCCCAGUCCUUUUGAUUGUUAUUUGGCUAAUCGUGGAUUAAGGACACUCCACGUUCGUAUGAGGGCUCACGCUGAGAAUGCAAUGACUGUGGCAAAGUAUCUUGAAUCAUCACCAUUAGUGGAGAACACCAUUUACCCUGGUCUGCCCUCUCAUCCUCAACACGAGUUAGCUAAGAAACAAGCCAAAGGAUUCGGUGGUAUGGUUUCCUUCAGAAUAAAAGGAGAUUCAAGCACUGCUAAAGCAUUCUUCAAACAUCUUAAGAAUGGUUUUAUAUUGGAAGGAUUAUUAUUAUGGAAGAGUAAUCUUGAUAAACAUUUUGCUGGUUUGGAUGACUGCAUGAUAUGCUUCAGUAUCAUUCAUGGAUCUAAUUAUUCACUACCUAAAAUGAUAUGUAGAACUUGCAAGAAGAGAUUUCAUUCAUCAUGUCUGUAUAAAUGGUUCAGUACUAGUAACAAGAGCAGUUGUCCUCUCUGCAGGAACAUUUUCUAA
Amphimedon queenslandica is the source of this 1674-nucleotide messenger RNA. RefSeq names its product putative cystathionine gamma-lyase 2. NCBI's taxonomy places the organism in Eukaryota, Metazoa, Porifera, Demospongiae, Haplosclerida, Niphatidae. Gene Ontology annotation, biological process: transsulfuration. The transcript is spliced from 13 exons. Gene Ontology annotation, cellular component: cytoplasm. The record is from RefSeq and is a predicted model, not a curated record. Gene Ontology annotation, molecular function: cystathionine gamma-lyase activity; pyridoxal phosphate binding; zinc ion binding.